AAUAAAAUAAGGUAUUAUGAGUUCCAAUUUUAUUUUUCUUGGAUUAGUACAUGUAAAGAUUUUGCAAGGGUAAAGACAACUGUAAUAGUAGAAUAUUGUAAAAGUAACAGAAUUUCCAGAUUAAGCAAUAAAUUUAUUUUUAGAAUCUUUGGAUGAAUAUUAUAAUUAAAGACAAUAAUAAAAUAAUUAAAGAUGGCCCUUUAUUACUUAACUUUAAAGGAAGCCUGAAUAUUUGAUUGUUUUAAGGAGUGAGGCAAAUCAAAGUUUCCUUAAUUCAAUUAAAUUAGAAGAAUAUAUUAUAUAGAAUCUGCCUAGUGAUUGUUCAGAAUAAGAUUGGAGAAAUAAAGCGAUAGAAAUUCUAUUGACAUGGAAUUUGGCAGAAAAAAAUUAUAAGAUUACCGAUUUUUAGGAUGAACAAUCAGAUUAAGCCAGCAAUAUGUAUGCAAAAUAUGCUUUGUUAUAUUUGUCUUUGGCCAUUAUAUCAUUCAUUGUGAUUAACAUACUUAAAAAAUUUACAUGA
Paramecium sonneborni is the source of this 520-nucleotide messenger RNA. The record is from the annotation of a GenBank genome assembly. NCBI's taxonomy places the organism in Eukaryota, Ciliophora, Oligohymenophorea, Peniculida, Parameciidae.